AUGACUUUAGCCCACUUCACUUGUUAGAACUCACCCAUCACCGAGAGAUGACAGGACAACGAUCGAGUCAUCGGCGUUCCACUGCUUUCGCCUGCGUUGCAGGGCAGUCGCGGGAAUUUGGAACCGAAUCGAUGUUAGGCGUCAUCGAUCAUCACAGCAACAACUGCAUGGAUUCACCCCAGGAGGAGUCGGUGUGUGUCUUUCGCUCACUUUGACUACUUUAACUGGCAGUUGGUGGACAUUAAACAUUUAACGUUCUACUUUGUCAGCAAUUACACCCAACGACAAACUUUACGCUGUGUAACCAUUGGCCCAGACGGAAGCUAACAGCCACCUCGCCGUUAUUAACCUGAUGUAGCCUACUGCAGUUUAGCACCGCGUCAUGUCCUUUAAAGUGUUUGUUUGUUAGUGACAGCUAGCAGGAUGCAGGGCAAUGUUGGUGAUGUCCUUCACUGCGAGGAGCUGCUGAGGUCCACACUCCACUGCGAUGACAAGGAUAAGCUUCGCGAGAAGUUGGCCCAGCUUCGGAGGGAAUAUCUCAAGACCGCCCAGAAACUACACCGUGCUGAACGACUGGAAGCCAUACGGAAACACGUGAAAGCCAACGUCCUUCAACAUCAGGCCGGCCGGGACCAAAGAGAAUCAGAGGGGACGUCUAAGCCCAGUACUGCCCCUUCAUCGCCGCUACUGGACACAAGUAGUGGUCCCGCAGACUCCACCAUCAGCAGUCAUGUGACCAGGAACCUGCGAUGCCACGACGCCUCCAGAGGUUCUACUGCCAGCCCGGCUCUGCGCCUCCGGACGCGCCGCAGCCGCCUGCGCUGGCAGAGGCGGAGCGCCGACGAGAGCGAGGAAGGAGGACGUUCUGCGGUCGGAGCGGAAGAGGCGGCAAGGUUUGGGAAUGAAAGUCAAGCGUCUCCUCCGGAGUCUGGGUCGCCUUCUCUGCUGCUUUCACACUGGAACACUCAGGAUAAAGAGGGAACACAGGAUGUGGACAAGGACACAAAGGAGACAGAACACGCUGAAAAAGGACUGAGUGAAGGGAAGCAUGAUGAAGACACCAAGCUGUGCGAUGGACGCCAAACAGGGCAAAGCAUUGCGGAAAAACAAGAAGAGAUGACUGGAGCAGAAGUGAAGAGCAAAGGCCUGCUGGAGUCCUGCACCCUGGUGGAGGGACUACUUUUCCCUGCGGAGUACUACGUCCGCACCACCAGGCGCAUGACCCUUUCUCAGAGCCAGCCCGACAUGCGAGCCAUCAUUCUCUCCCAGUUGAGCUCGGGGAGGAGACCUCGCAGGGGCCGAGGACGGCACGCCGACACACAAGUGCGGCAAAGUUCUGCCGAGCUCAGCAGUAAGCAUUCAGGUCCGACGUCUAUCAGUGAGACUCCCACGGGGGCCUUUUCAGCCCCUUUAGUUGGUUCCGCCUGUCCAGGGAGGGGCCGAAGGAGGAGAAGAGGGCGUGGUAGGGGGAACAAUCUGGUCCAGGGGCGCACCCCAGCCUCGCUUGGCGCGUCCCUGCCAGGGACUGGUUCCCCAAAACCACAACUCAAUUCAGAGCAGCAAGCCACACCCCCUGAAACACCUGGAUCUCAGAGGGUCUUUCUGAAGAGCAGUCAGACGGCCACGCCCACUCCCACACAUUCGGGUGCCCAGAACUGGCACUCCCUCCUCCUGCCCUCCCCUAGACCCGCCUCCACGCCGUCACUGCCUGUCCACUCGCCGCUGGUCAGCAACCUGGUGAACUUCGAACUCCACCAGGACUUCCACCUGCCCGAUGACCAGUUUGCCUUACUGAAGCUAAACAAAUUGCGUCAGACAGCCGCCGUGGAAUCGGGAGUGGAACCUUUUGCAUCGGCACCCUGCACCGCACCCGUUGGUGUCCUGCGGCGCUCUGGCACGCCGGCGACGCCUCUCGUGCUGCCGCUCAGCUUCACGCCCACGGCUGGAGAAUCACCUCCGUCCAGAAAUGCAGACCGGGACCUCGCCGGAACCUCCUGUUUGGACCGAGAGCUGUCGUUCCAAGAGCAAACAGACGACCCCCGACAGGAAGCUCCUCGCACCUGUGUUUGCCCCCUAGAGGGCGCCACCCCUGAGCUUCAAAGCCUCAACUUGUCCCCAGAAGAGGUCAAAAAGGAGCACAGCGUCCAUUCUCAGCUGCGACUGAGCCCCCCGGGGGCCACGGCCCCACUUCACCCGCCCUCCUCCAGCCCGAUGCUACCCUCGCUGGGGGUUACCCCCCUUGCCACGGUCGCCGCCCUCCCGCACACCUCCGAUGCCCCCUCUCUCACCCUUCCUUCCCCGCAUAGCCCGUCCACCCAGGCCCUCUCCCCGCCAACGCUGUCUCCACACCCCAAAGCAGAGGGGGCGGCCCCGCACACGGCCGCCUCGGUACCUGGCGCCCAAAAGACUGCGGCGGAGGACCCCAGGAGGUGCACCCUGAAGGCGCCGGCAGGCGGUCGUCUGGUGGACGCGUGCUGCCUGCUCGACACGGAUGGCAGAUUGUGCGUGGCGGCGGCGGGAAAGUGGGCGGUGUGCCUGUGGAGUCGGGAUGCGGGGUCGUGCGCUUGGACGCCACGACACACGUGGACCUUCAGCGAGCCCGUUAUCAGCGUGUUUCCUGUCUCGGACGCCUGCGGUCUGGUGUGCGUCACGCUGGGUCAGCUGGAAAUCAGACAAGUCAGGGUGCUGUCGUGCCGCGGCCUUCAGUCCACGCUGCUGUGUGACGGCGGCCUCCAGGCGGCGGUGGCCGUGUCUGGGUCGAGGGUGGUGGCCUCCCGGCGCUCAGCGACAGGCAGCACGCUUGAGGCACUCAACCUCUCCGACGACGGAAGCGCGUCCAGCCGCCGUCCGCUGGGGUCACCCGGUGUUUGCGUUGGGGCGCUUGCCCCCGUGGACGGACUCCCGGACGCUUUGAUCGGCACCAAUGAGGGGGGACACCUCUUUGUGUGGAACGUCAAGAGUGGGCACCUGCUGCAGAGAAUGGACCUCAGUGACACUUUGUCCCACACGUCUUGCCUCAGAGGGUUCUCCUACGGCGGGGUGCUGCUGGUCCUGGUGCAGCAUUCGUCUCUCAGCAUCACCCAGCAGGAAGAAAGCAAGAACCGGCACGGAAAGUUCCACAAGGAAGGAGAAGAGAAGAAGUCGUCCCUCUUCUCCUUGGUGGCGGUGAACCCUCUCAACGCUAAAAGCGUGCCGGCGGCCCGUCUGGACCCGCCCACAUCCUGGUCCGGAAGGCUGUGCGAGGCGGACGCCGGCAGCGCGGCCGUAGUGGGGCUGAGUCAGAGCGGACGCGUGUGCGUGUGGGAGCUGCUAGGGCCGCCAUGGGGCGCUGUGACGGUGGCGUCCCCCGAGAGCGAGGGCUGGCAGCUGGCCCGCUGGGCGGAGGACGGAGCCACGCUGGUGACGGGCCACCACAGUGGAGACGUCACCUUGCACUUUGACCUGGUCGCUCGGGAUGGUUUUACCUGAUUUGAACUUUUACGAUGAAAUGUCUCUUUAAAAAAAAACGUCCAUCCUUGGACCUCAACACCGACAACAACUUUUAGUUCAAGCACUCAUACGAUUUUAUUGCUCCUGUCCUUACUUCAACAGGGAAAAAAGGUUUGCUCUUUUGUAUUAAA
Dunckerocampus dactyliophorus (ringed pipefish) is the source of this 3620-nucleotide messenger RNA. It is a transcript of the gene palb2, whose product is annotated as partner and localizer of BRCA2. The transcript has 11 exons. The record is from RefSeq and is a predicted model, not a curated record. Gene Ontology annotation, cellular component: nucleoplasm. The coding region runs from base 424 to 3468 and encodes 1014 amino acids. Gene Ontology annotation, molecular function: protein binding; DNA binding. NCBI's taxonomy places the organism in Eukaryota, Metazoa, Chordata, Actinopteri, Syngnathiformes, Syngnathidae. Gene Ontology annotation, biological process: double-strand break repair via homologous recombination.